AUGGCGGUGGUGUUGCGUUAUGUGAACAAAAAAGGGCAAGUUAUUGAAAGGUUUGUGGGUGUCCAAUAUGUCUCUGAUACGACUAGUAGCAAAUUGAAAGAGGCAAUUGAGCAGUUGAUUUCUUCAACAAAUUUGAGCAUGUCCAGGCUACGAGGACAGGGGUAUGAUGGAGCUAGUAAUAUGAGAGGGUGA
Prunus armeniaca (apricot) is the source of this 192-nucleotide messenger RNA. The record is from the annotation of a GenBank genome assembly. NCBI's taxonomy places the organism in Eukaryota, Viridiplantae, Streptophyta, Magnoliopsida, Rosales, Rosaceae.